Molecule: messenger RNA, 3098 nt
Organism: Asterias rubens (European starfish)
Lineage: Eukaryota; Metazoa; Echinodermata; Asteroidea; Forcipulatida; Asteriidae
Product: RNA-binding protein 4.1-like
Exons: 10
Coding region: 84-1151 (355 amino acids)
Cellular component (GO): cytosol
Molecular function (GO): mRNA binding; zinc ion binding
Source: RefSeq, a predicted model, not a curated record
CGCUGAAAUUGCAAUUUGCGACUUUGUGAUGCUGGCUGGACACUAGACUUUGAUUCUGUCGGAUUUUUGAGAAAGCUGACAAAAUGAAUAAGAAGUUAUACGUCGGUAACAUUCCAUUUGACUGCAAUUCAGAGCAGAUGCGAGGGCUCUUUGAGCAGUUUGGAAAAGUCACAGAAUGUGAUGUCCUCGGCAAAUAUGGUUUUGUGCAUAUGGCAACAGACUCGGAAGCCCAGACUGCAGUGAGCAAUCUGGACUCUUACAACUUCAUGGGGUCUGCACUGAAUGUUAAAUUCUCCACAGGAAACAGCAAUAAAUUUGGUGGUGGUGUUAAGAGGAAGAUUUACGUGGGCAACUUACCAGCAGACUGCACUGAGGAACGAUUACUUGAAGAAUUUGAGAAGUAUGGGGACGUAGCAGAGUGUGAUGUCAUCAGAAACUAUGGAUUUAUUCACAUGAAGACAGAAGAUGGUGCCACAAAAGCCGUCAAACACCUUCAUAAUAUGGACUUCUUCGGAAACAAUAUCACAGUUAAAUUCUCCACGAGUGGAGUACACAAGGCACCUGGUGUUGGAAGUCAAGGAGAAUGCUUCAAGUGUGGCAAUAGAGGUCAUCUAUCUAGAGACUGCACUGAAUGGGGACCCGGUGAGCGAUCAAGAAGUCGAGGUGGUCCACGUGGUGGUAUGGGUCGUGGUGGCUCAAGUCGUGGAAACGGUGCCUACCCAUCACCAAGGCAAUCUUCAGGGAGAUACAAUGGUUAUGGAGGAGCUGACUCUUAUGACCCCUACUAUGACUACCCAGCCCCGCCCCCAAGGAGGCCUCCACCAAGUGAUGAAUAUUACAGCAGACGCUAUGCAGAUGACUACUACAGCAGGAGGCCAGCACCCCGUGACUAUCCACCAAGAGAGAGAGAAUAUCCCAGAGAGUACGCCCUACGAGCCAGGAGUAGGAGUCCACCACCCUCUUAUAGGCGUCGUCUGUCACCAGGAAGCGAAUAUGACCGUUACUACGAGCGUCUACCCCCAAGGGAUCCCUACUACGAUAUGCCUCCAAGACGUGAAAGGGAGGGAGUAGCCCGACUGCCGUCAUAUACUAAUGGAAAACCAAAACAAGAGUACUCGGGGGACUUUACUGAAGAUGUUGUUACCUUCUAAUGAAAUGAGUUGUUUGAAGUCUGAAACCUUCUUCAUCGCUCCUCAAAUGAUUGUAUUGUUGGCAAUAAAGCAGAAGAUGGAUCAAAACAAUGCUGCAUUUUAAACAGAUUUUGUAAAUAAUUUUGUCUUGAAAACCCCACCGUGAUGUUCAUGGCCGUGAACCCUGCUGAUCCAUUGUUCACAUUCACUUUGUCCCAUCUGCUAUCUCUGUUGUGGGCUGUGUAAACACUUACCUGGUUAAAGAGUUAUCUCUGAUAAAGAUGUUGAGAAAACUCAAGGCCUUUAUUUUAUCAGCUGCAAAUAAUUCAUUCCAAUUUCACCAAAUCAAGAUAAGUAAUUUUUAAAAAGUGCAUUUUUUACGUGACCUGUUAUGAAUGUUGUUGGAUAAACCAACCAGGCAUGACCAAUGGCCAGUUAGUAACCUGGUCAUGAGGUGUCAUAGACCAACAAAACAACCUUUGUGUGUUCUUUAGGAAAUAAAGGCUUUGCAUUUCUCGGGUUUGCUGGUAUUCACAGGUCAGCAAGUAUUUUCACUGGUUAGCUGGUAUUCACAGGUCAGCAAGUAUUUUCACUGGUCAGCUGGUAUUCACAGGUCAGCAAGUAUUUUCACUGGUUAGCUGGUAUUCACAGGUCAGCAAGUAUUUUCACUGGUUAGCUGGUAUUCACAGGUCAGCAAGUAUUUUCACUGGUUAGCAAGUAUUUUCACUGGUCAGCUGGUAUUCACAGGUCAGCAAGUAUUUUCACUGGUCAGCUGGUAUUCACAGGUCAGCAAGUAUUUUCACUGGUCAGCUGGUAUUCACAGGUCAGCAAGUAUUUUCACUGGUCAGCUGAUACUUUCACUUGUUAUUUUCUAAAGAUGUAUCUGCAAUGAUUCUUUCACGAUUCUUUCAAAUCUGAAGAUAAAAGCAAUGUGCAGGAACAAACAAACUUUUGCCAAAUUGUAUAGAACAACUUUCAAAGUUAUACUAAAAUGCAAAAAUGUGUACUGUUUUUGGCAUGUGGGUUUUGAUUUUUUUAAAGUUUUAACUGUAGCGUUUUUGGAACAGUUUGAACUAUGUGCUUAUUAUUUUAGAUAUCACAAUGACCAAAUAUUAGUGUACUUUUGAGGUUGCAUGGUACCAUUUUAUAUGAGGGACAAAUUCUCAACAAGUAGCUCCCUUUUGUGAGUGAUAUUUUGUAUGUACAUACCGUUUGUUAGAUUAUAGGAAAUGCAGAAGGAGUACAUGUAGUAUGUUUUAGUUCAAGAGCAUAGAUUAGGAAAUGAGCCUGGAGAGUUGCAAGGCAUCACUAACCAGUUAAAUUCAGGAUUUAUAAUCCAUUGUUCAUCUCCCGUGCAGGAAUGGAUUGUUUUCAGUAAAAAAGUAACUGUUUUUUCCUAAUCAUGAUCAAUUUCUUGUGUCUUUGGACACCCCUAGAAAGACUUUUCUCAUUAGCUUUUCAAGCUUUUUGGAUGGCUCAUAUUGUUGUUUGUGUUCGUGAAUCUGUUCAAUCAUACCAUUGGGAACCUGUUAUGUUGGCGUUCAUUGAUGCACAGUCAAAAAGGCAUCCCAGAGAGAGUUACAAGUCCUCGUAACAAUGCAGUAAAAUCAAUCUGUACAUAAAUCAUGACUGGUAUGUGAAAGCAUGGAGGAAGGAAGAGAAGGAGCUCGAACGAAUGGACUUCAAAAGUCGAACCCGCGGUACCGCAUCGUUUAACGACACCUCGUAAUCACCCACAUACCUUACACAAACAAUGGUCGACCUGGCGUGUGUGAAUUUGCGCGUGCGCACUUGGUUCUUCGCUAAACUAUGAUGUCGUAUGGAUACAACAGAGGAAAAACUACUGUUUUGAGACGCGAUAACAUUUUUGGACGCUACUGUACACCUUAACAGAAUUGAAUACCAACCACCCUCGUGUGCCUGUACCCAAAUUUUGAUCCACCGCUAUUGACCGGAAAGUCACAAAAA